UGAAGGUGGCGUCGUUUUUGUUUGACGCCAUCUUAUAAAUCCGUAUUUCCGGAUCGCGCGCAACAAUGAUCAUUUUCCAUUCCUUUAAGUUCUUAUAGAACCAUGGAAGUGGCACAUCGUGUAAAUUUAUUUGAAACCCGCAUUUUAUGUUAUUUAAUUUAAGUUACUCUUCAGUGUUCGUAAUGAUUGACUGUUUCAAUACAUGCACUGCACAUAAUUGAUUAUACAAAUCUCAAGACCUACAUGCACGAUCGAUUAAAGCAUACCUUAAUAAAAAAAUCUUUACAAGUACUGAGGAUUAUCUAAAUAUACUUAAAUAAAAAGUGUUCUAUAAGCAAAUAACAGUGUAUACGUUCAUGCGGAGGAGAAUAUCAGUGGAUAUAAAAAAGAUACCACGAAUGAAAUGUACUUGACACGUGAGAAAAGAUCUGCAUCUCCAGGGAACAAUCAACCUUGUGUUAAACAAGCGAAAUAUGAACAGAAAUACAAUUUUUCUUCGGCAGAUGUAGAUACAAGCGAAACUGUAGACAAUUACUUAAACAAUGGUGACGCAAAUAUUAAUAAAGCUGUCAAAAAUAAAAAUAAUAGAAGAGGAAGCAUAAGAUAUUCUGAAAAUAAGAAUGGUACUAAAAUAGAAACUACAAGACUGAAAAAGUUUAAUACUAACAACAGUGUUAAUUUCACAGAUAAAAAUAGUAAUAGUAUCGAAAGAUUACAGCUAAAGUACAACUUAGACAAUUUUAAGCUAAAGGAAUUAAGAGUGAUAUUGAAGGACAUCAAAUAUGAUAAACAAAAUGGAAUAAAUGUAACGCAUUCGGAAAAUGAUGUAUGGGAAGUAGAAAACAUUCUUGGAAAGAAAGAACUAAAUGGCCAGUUGGCAUACUUAAUUAAAUGGAAGAAUUGGAGUAACAAAUAUAAUUCUUGGGAGCCAGAACCUAAUUUAAUCAAUUGCUCGGAUAUAUUGGAGGAGUUCGAGAAACGCAGAUUAGAAUUGCUGAAUCACUUACAGAAAACAGUAAACUUCUAUCCUAACAGACAGGAUAUUGAACAAUUUGUACGCAAACUUACAUAUGGGAAAAAGACAAUAAUGUCCCUGUCAGUUAGAUAUGAUAUUCUGUCUAAUGCUUUGAAAAGCUUGAAGUAUGCAACUAGUGAUUCAAAAUUUGAAUUCAUAAAAGAUGGAAUUCUCAGGAUGUUGGUUUUUGAACUGAGAAAAAAACAGUUGGAAUCAUUAUUGCUUUGGGAGAAGGAAAUGAAUACUGUUACUAAAGGUAGACCAACGAUAAAGGUGGAGAACUUCGUAGACUUGGAAGAAGGACCUCAAAAUUUCUAUUACAUAGAUGUUUACCGACCUGGCACUGGAGUAAUAAUACCCAAUGAUCCACCUAUUGGCUGCGAAUGCACUACUUGCAAUUCUAAAGCAAAAUGUUGUUUCGGUCAAUAUGGUACAUACUGUCCUUAUAAUUCUUCAUUUAAGAUCCGAGUUCCACCCGGUACGCCAAUAUACGAGUGCAAUAAGCGAUGCGCAUGCGACAUUAAUUGCAUUAAUCGCGUGGUACAGCGUGGGACAGCGAUGAAACUUUGCAUAUUUAGGACUGCCAAUGGAAGAGGUUGGGGUGUAAAAUCUCUGCAGUUAAUCAAAAAAGGAUCCUUCGUGACACAGUAUGUAGGUGAGGUGAUUUCGAGCGAAGAAGCUGAGAAACGCGGUGAAGAAUACGAUGCUGCUGGCAGAACAUACCUGUUCGAUCUAGAUUAUAAUGAGACUGAAGGUCAAUGUCCCUAUACUGUUGAUGCUGCUGUAUAUGGUAAUGUUUCUCACUUCAUCAACCAUUCUUGUGACCCAAACUUGGCAGUCUAUGCUGUUUGGAUCGACUGCCUUGAUCCAAAUCUCCCGAACCUCGCCUUGUUUGCCACCAGAGACAUUAAGACGAACGAAGAAAUCACAUUUGACUACACGUGUCAGACGUCUAGAAACAGCGAGACUUCUAUUAGGCAAGACAUAUCGAACAAAGAUAAUCUAAACACUGGUACUACUAAGGAUUCUCAAAAUGAACUUGAAAUUCGGCCAGACACCCCGCAGUCCGACUUAUCUUAUACCAAAACUUUGUGUAAAUGCGGAGCCAAGAAUUGUCGACGAUACUUGUUUUGAUUAGUUCUUUAAAUUCAUUAUAUGUAUAAUACUGUAUGCACAUUGACUUCGAUUCCUCAGUUGUAGUAUUGUCAAAGCAUUGUAUAAAAUUACAAAAUCUAAUAAGUCACUCGUCGUCAAAAAUCAUUAUUUUUUGUUUAUGAUUCCUGCUUGAAUAGAUUAUACACUGUAUAAGUAAGAAAUUAUCUCACAAUGUAGUCACAUAAGUGUCAACACAAAGGGUGUCCUAUGAUCUAAGCUGAUCUCACAGAAGAUACAUUUGUAUGAAGUAUUACAUAAUUAUUGUAAUAAUAUGAAAAUUGUUCUAAGCAGCCAUUUUCUGCCAAAAAUUAUUUCAAAACAUAAUGCUUAUUUGUAUAAGUUAUAAUUUUACAUCAAAGGAAUGCCUCAAAAAACUGGUCAGAUUUAUUUGUAAGAUAUGAUAUUUAACUUGACUAAUGCUAGACGCACUAUUUGUACACAUGACUAUUUAUUAAAGGCAAUUCUGAUGUAAUCGUAAUAACACGAAAGAGAAAUCAAUUCAAUGUGACGCAAUGACGCAUAACAAAGUUUACAAAUCUAUAGUAAAAGUAAAUAUUUCUCACACUAUUAGAUGUAUGUUUACUUCUAUGUAAAGUCAUUCACUUACCAAAUUGUUAAAACCCUUUCUUUACUAACAAUAACUACAAUCACAUCAAAAUUGUGAAUUCAAUAAGAACUAUGAUUGGAUUUACUAUUAUAAUUUGUCAUAUACUAAUUUAAGUACUGUAACGAAAGGGUUAAAUACGCUUAAACUAAGUACGACAUUCUGCCUUUUUAGUGAUACUUCCAUAACUGUCGCAGGUCUUUUCAUAUUUCUCAAGAAUUAGCGAAGCUUAUCGAAAGAGAAUGAGAACAGUUCUUAUUCGGUAAUUGAGGAUUCGAAGACCCAAGAGACAAGGUAGAUUUCUUGUUAAGUGAACAGUUAUCGAAGCAUUACAGUAGAUAUUUCUUCGCGCGACUCAAAUUGGCCAGACAUUGAUACAAAAAGAAUGUCUGACGAUAUGAACAAAUUGUUUAGUUCAACCAUAUAAAUUAUAGUAAUGCUUAAGUAAAGGAGAUCAAUGUUUCAUGUUCUGAGUAAGAAAACUGUUACGUGAUGAUUACUCAAUAAGAAAGAAAUUUAUUGAAAUAGUAAAAACCUAA
Molecule: messenger RNA, 3313 nt
Organism: Megalopta genalis
Lineage: Eukaryota; Metazoa; Arthropoda; Insecta; Hymenoptera; Halictidae
Product: Suppressor of variegation 3-9
Cellular component (GO): nucleus
Molecular function (GO): histone H3K9 methyltransferase activity; zinc ion binding; protein binding
Source: RefSeq, a predicted model, not a curated record